Messenger RNA from Paramecium tetraurelia, 1533 nucleotides. RefSeq lists its product as uncharacterized. NCBI's taxonomy places the organism in Eukaryota, Ciliophora, Oligohymenophorea, Peniculida, Parameciidae. The record is from RefSeq and is a predicted model, not a curated record. The transcript is spliced from 3 exons. Gene Ontology annotation, cellular component: mitochondrial inner membrane. Gene Ontology annotation, biological process: mitochondrion organization; lipid homeostasis.
AUGAUAAAAUCAUUUGGUUAUCUAGUAUGUGGAGCUGUUAUGAUUCCAUCAAUCACAUUGGCUGGCUCUACUGUGUAUCUUUAUCCUGAAUUUCGAACCAAUCCGACAUAAUUUUGGCUUGCAUUUUAAAGAGUUUAUAGAGUUGUAAAAGCUGGCACUAAUAUGGCUUUAGCAUACCUAACACAGCCAGAUCAACCUAUGGAUGAUAAGCAUUAUUAUGGAGCCCUUUAAUUGAGGUCAGCCUUCUAGUAGAAUAAAGGUUUGUACAUCAAAUUCGGAUAGAUAUUAGGAUCACUUGACAUCAUUAUACCCGAGCCAUAUAGGGCAACAUUUGAAGUUAUGUGCACUUAGAAUAUUGAAACACCCUUCGAAGAUAUUGAGAGAUAAAUACAUCUUUCAACAGGUAAAAAUAUAGAGGAUUUAUUUUAAUCUUUCAUAAAAAAGCCUAUCUCAUCUGCAUCAAUAGCAUAAGUGCAUUAAGCAUUUUUGAAGGAUGGCAGAGAAGUUGCUGUAAAAAUAUAGCAUCCUUGGUUGAAAGAGUAAAUAGAUGGAGAUGUUAAACUAAUUAGUUUGUUUACAGACGUAGCUGAGUUUAUCUUUAAAGGUUUUAAAUACAAAUGGUUGGCUGAGGAAUUGUAAGUGAAUUUACCAAAAGAGCUUGAUUUUCAUGGAGAAAUCAAUAAUGCUAAAAGAAUUAAAGAAAUUCUUAAACCAUUUCCUGAUAUCUAUAUUCCAAAAGUUUAUGAGGAAUAUUGCAAUGACAGGGUGAUUGUAAUGGAGUUCAUUCAUGGCACUCCUCUGUCUGAUAUUCUGAGAGAAAAAGAGAAACACGAUUUCAAUUACCCUAAAAUAGCUCACACUAUUUCAACUGCAUUUGCUCAUUAGAUAUUCAAACACGGAUUUGUACAUUCAGAUCCUCACAAAGGUAACAUUAUGGUUAGAAAAUUAAAUGGAAAACAACAAGUAGUCUUAUUAGAUCAUGGUCUCUACACAAAUUUAAAUGAAAAAACAAAACUCAGUUACUCUUUGUUAUGGCAAGGCAUUUUAGAAAUGAAUUUAGAUUACAUAAAAUAAGCAACCACUGAUUUAGGUGCCGCUUAAAAUUAUAAAUUAUUUGCUUCUAUGGUUACAAGCAAAAGAUUUUCAGAUUUGAUGAAUACUUCUAUGAAUAUGUCGGACAGAUUAAAAAGACCCAAAGAUUAAGAUGAAAUUGCUAUAUUGAUUUAAAAGGCAGCCAAAAAACAUAAAUAGAUAACAAUAAUCUUAAAUUAGAUUGAUAGGUAAUUGUAUAAUGUUUAAAGUAGAAAACUAUUGAUGUUAUUCAAAAUUAAUGACUUCCUAAAAAAUAUUGAAUUCAGAUUAGGAAAUCCAAUUGAUAGCUGUUAAAUCACAUAUAAUUAUGUAUCUAUGGUGAAUUAUGAAGAUAAAAUUAAAAAGCAAAAUUUUCUUAGAAGAAUGAUGUAUAAAUUCCGGCUCAUGUUGCAUAAAGUAAAAUUUGAAAUUUUAAGUAUUGUUAUGAGUAUUAUUAUGUGA